Malania oleifera is the source of this 721-nucleotide messenger RNA. RefSeq names its product probable cytochrome c oxidase subunit 5C-1. The transcript is spliced from 3 exons. NCBI's taxonomy places the organism in Eukaryota, Viridiplantae, Streptophyta, Magnoliopsida, Santalales, Ximeniaceae. The record is from RefSeq and is a predicted model, not a curated record. Bases 190 to 381 code for a protein of 63 amino acids.
AUUCGAUUUUCACACACGCCCCUAUCUAUAUGGUCCCUCUCUCUCCUCAGCACUAAUUCUUUGGAGAAUUCCAGAGAAUAUCGUAAGCCGCCGUGCGCACAACCCACGCCAUCCUGAUCGUUGCAGGUUACAACAUUCAAUUUCCUAGAUUGUAAGGUUUCUCGCGCUACUUAUCGCAGAUUAAGGAGAAUGGCGGGCCAUAAGAUUGCUCAUGCCACCUUGAAAGGUCCUAGUGUGGUCAAAGAGAUCUGCAUUGGGAUUGCACUUGGACUGGUUGCCGGGGGCAUGUGGAAAAUGCAUCACUGGAACGAGCAGAGAAAGGUCAGGGCAUUUUAUGACCUGUUAGAGAGAGGGGAAAUCAGUGUUGUUGCAGAAGAAUGACUGGUUCCAUUCGCUUUGAUUCUAUGGAUAGUGUUUUUUUCAACAGUAAUUUGUUCUGAUCGGUUCCGUCACCUGACCUUUGGAUCUAAGAUGCACAUGAGCAUUCUUGGUUUGUUUUGGUCAGGGGAUAAAUAAAUUUCUGAUACUGUUAUCAUUGUUUUGCGUAGAUUUUUCCUUUGCCUCAAUUUUCAUAUAUGUGGAAUGAUUUGGAAGGAUGCCAAAUGUUUCAGGAAUUAUCUCUAGCCUUUGAGCUUGUUUAUGAAUUGUUAUCACCUUGGUGGAACUAGAGAACAAUUCAUUACUUUGUUAAUAAUUUGAGAUUUACAAACAAUUUUAUUGA